AGUCGACUGCCAGCGUUCGGGCCAUACUCGUAAGUGACGCUCGCAUUUCCGAACUUGGCUUAGUUGGAGGCGCGUCAACAAUGCUCCACAACGAAGCAGCAUAAACAUUGGGUUCACUGCCAUUGUCGCAGUCGCAGUCGGAGCAUAAUUGCUGAACGGCUUUAUUGAACUAGCAGCUAGUGAAAAUCAGUCGUUCUUUGCUUGCAACAUGGAAAAGUCAUUUGCCAUAACACCCUGGAAAUAUGCGCUGUUUACAACCUGCAUUCUAAUUGCGGCAUUUAACAUCUUGUUCUUUUCGUGUGGAGUUGUCACAUGGGGCUCAGCGUCUUCAAUUUACGGCGGCUAUGCGGCUGCCCUUUGUGGCCUUUUAGUUUUUUCUGUCGCUUUUCUGGGUGUUUAUGUGGCUCUUAAGGAGUCCUACAAGUUUUCCAUUUAUUAUAUAAUCGGUAGCAUUUUGGUAAUUGCUGUACUGGCCACCUAUUUCUUCACCUUCUCGAACUUGAAGAGUCAGCUGCUGCUGCAGUUCGAGGAGCGCAUUAAGCGUUUGUUUGAGGAGAAGUCGCAUAAUAAUGAUACCAUGCAACCAAUACACAGCCUCUUCCGGUGCUGCGGUCUUGAGGGGCCACAGGACUAUCUGGCAAAGGAGAACGGCGCCUUGCCGGCCAGCUGCUGCUAUGCUUUUGAUUGCACAGUCGUCUCGCAUAUCCAUGAGGAGGGUUGCUCUGUAAAGGCUACAUCAAAUCUGCAAUUUCAGGCUGAAAUUAAUUAUUACUCAACCAUUGUCAUAAUCACACUCCAGCUCUUAAGCCUGCUCUUUGCUUUCCUUAUGGGCAAGGCGCGCAAAUUGUCGAAGAUCAAGGAUGACGAGGCACCCAUUAAUGAUGAUUAAAUCAGACCCUGCACAUUAUUAUUGAAAUUUAGUUAGCUAAAGUGUACUUCGAGCCAUGGCAAUGCCAAAUUAAUCGAUCAAAUAGAAAUUAGUUCAUUUGUGGAUUUUAAAUAAAAUACAUUCAUAAAUAGCAAACAAA
Molecule: messenger RNA, 1028 nt
Organism: Drosophila grimshawi
Lineage: Eukaryota; Metazoa; Arthropoda; Insecta; Diptera; Drosophilidae
Product: 23 kDa integral membrane protein
Exons: 5
Coding region: 209-889 (226 amino acids)
Cellular component (GO): membrane
Source: RefSeq, a predicted model, not a curated record